AUGGAUGUCUUAAAGCCAUUAUCGCUGGGUGGAAACUUCCCUAGUAGCGGGGCGGUGGCUGCUAGAGCGCGUGAACAGAUGCAGAAUGCUGCAUCUGGGACGCCUAAAGAGGUGAAGACUGAUGGGGGCGGAAUGCAGCGGACUGAGACGGUGCAGACAGUUUAUGAGAAGGAUAAAGAUGGGGAGAGGACGUUCCGGCGGUUAGUUGUCGAGUACAAUUAG
Molecule: messenger RNA, 222 nt
Organism: Penicillium longicatenatum
Lineage: Eukaryota; Fungi; Ascomycota; Eurotiomycetes; Eurotiales; Aspergillaceae
Exons: 1
Coding region: 1-222 (73 amino acids)
Source: RefSeq, a predicted model, not a curated record